Cladophialophora bantiana CBS 173.52 is the source of this 2103-nucleotide messenger RNA. RefSeq lists its product as uncharacterized. The coding region runs from base 1 to 2103 and encodes 700 amino acids. Gene Ontology annotation, biological process: regulation of DNA-templated transcription; DNA-templated transcription. NCBI's taxonomy places the organism in Eukaryota, Fungi, Ascomycota, Eurotiomycetes, Chaetothyriales, Herpotrichiellaceae. Gene Ontology annotation, molecular function: zinc ion binding; DNA binding; DNA-binding transcription factor activity, RNA polymerase II-specific. The record is from RefSeq and is a predicted model, not a curated record. The transcript has a single exon.
AUGACCACUCCUCCCAUCAAGAAGGCCUGUGAUGCUUGUCAUCGACGCAAAGUGCGAUGCUCGGGAGGCCAGCCAUGCCGCACCUGCGGCCAGAGCAAUCUGGAAUGCACCUAUCUCGCCGUCCCGCAAAAGAAAGGCCCCAAGGGCAAUCGAUCCAAAAUCCUGUCCGAGAUCCGCACCGCCCAGAGGAAGACGAAGACCCAGGCGAAUCUUCCUCGAGCUUUGCCCUCUGCCGCCAGUUCCCCGCAGCUGACAGGUCAUGAGCUGAAGCUUUCUCUCGACUUCAAGGCUGCGCUCCUCAGCAAGCAGACCAUUGAAAACUGUGUCGCCUUCUACUUCUCCAACAUGUCCACGACGACUUCAAUCCUCAAUCGACAUCACCUAAUGGAUACGAUCCCCUCCCAGAUUGCCACUUGUGCAGAAUCGUACUGUCUCGCUGGAUCCUUGUGUGCGUUUGUCAUGGUCCAACCGGGCAUGAACUUGGCCGUUGCUCCGGGGAGCCAUUACGAAGGCGAGCCUCCUGAAACCCGCUACGGCUAUGCCAACAUGCUUCUCGACGACGUCAUUCGCGCGCGAAAGUCCAUCGACUACGUCGAGUUUCCCACUCUGAGCGCGGUCCAGACGUCUUUUUUCUUGUUCAGCUGCUACUUUACCCUUGAAAAACAGAAUAUAUGUUGGUUUCAUCUGCGUGAAGCCGCCACUCUGGCGCAGCUGAUGGGCAUGCACGAAGAGUCGUCGUAUCAAGUCGGCGACCCUGUUGAGAAUAUGUAUAAGCGACGAAUGUACUGGCUACUCCUGGUCACCGAGAGAGCAUAUGCGUUGGAACGACACCGCCCACUUAGUCUCCAUCCGACCAUCGGGCUUCCAUCCCCCAACGACUCGGAGGAGCAAGAAGCGAUAUCUGGCUUCCUGUACCUGAUUAGCCUCUUCCGCUGCAUUGACGAUGAGUUUAUGGCUCUCUGGAACAAAGUGAAGAGCGAGUGCUCCGCAACUUGGCUUUUGCAACUCCAGCGACAGCUGACAGACGCGUUGCCGCCAAGGUUAAGGACAACAGAAAGCCAAAUGGCAGACGUUUGGAUCACAUUCCAUUGGUUGCGAAUCAUGAUCUGGCAACUCUCCAUCCCAAAUGGGGUUCUUUCAUCCUCGUCCAACGAGUCCUCCAUGACAUUCAAAUACCCGAUAGAAGUCGCUAGGGACUUGAUUGAGCAUAUCUCAGACAUAUCUCUGGACGCAAUGGAGGUCCAUGGCGUAGGGCUGAUCGAGAAACUGUUCGACAUAGCUUGUACGCUCACAGACGUCAUCUCGUGCGUGCCUCUCGAACCCUCGGAGAUCUCAAAUCCAAGCAACGAGACAGCCUUCGAGUAUCUGAGCAAGCUGCUUACUCUAAUUUCCCAGCUCCGGGGUGGCGCAUCGAGGUACUUCCCAUUGUUACUUGUGAAAGUCUCCGAAACCUUGCCAAAUAGUCUCCCCCAUCGUCUCGCUCCUACGCAUCCGGACCCAGAUCCUCCGAUGCCUAUUCUGAGCAUCAAGCAAGGCUACGCGGGUGCGAGCGACCAUAUUCCCACACCAGAGCCGACGCAAUACUCCUCGAUAGGAAGUUUCAGUUUCAGCCCCAAGCGCAUCGAACUCGGCGGCGGGUUGUACUAUUCCCCUCAGCAGCAGGAAGGGCGCGAGCACAAGCAACAGAACUCUGAACAUACAAUGUGUGAAAAUGCAUACACCCCCGACAUCGCAGCAGGUCGCGACAUGUCCUCGGAUGAUUUAACAGCCCGGCCGUCUCUGGACACGCCACCUACUAGUCAGUCUUUGCUGGGAAGACAGACACACUCCUCUACGCAAGGUCUGGACAGAAGUGCGCCUAUGGGGGGAGACGACAGGCCCAGUUCGGGAGUUAACUUAGAUGAUGCGGUCACCCGCGUCGAAAGCAGUCCCAAACGCCCCUCCUGUGCCUUUCAUCGGAGUACGAGUAGUGGUCGUGUAGCCUUAGGUCCCCACAAGGCUCAAGCUCCCCCUCCCCCUCCACCCCACGGGGGAUCCCCGACGAUUGGCAGCGGCUGGAGUCAGCGAAACUACCGUCGUCCUUGGGAAGAAGGGAGCCGUUGA